AUGCCUCGAAAUACAAGUCAAUAUUCGAGAGGAUUGAAUGCCUUCUUGGACUUCGCAUUAACUAAUAGUGGUGUUAGGGGAAAGAUAAUAUGUCCAUAUCAGAAAUGCAAUUUUAAGAAAUGGCAAAGUCGUGAAGAGGUAUAUGAUCACUUAAUUUUUAAACCUUUUCCAAAAGAGUAUACAGUGUGGCUUCUACACGGGGAGAGAAGAGUACAUGACGAAGCGCCUCAAGUAAUGGCUGAAGCUCCUCAAGUAAUGGUCGAAGAAGAUGGUGGAAGAGUUGAAAUUAAUGAUAAUAUGUGUGAAAUGAUUAAUGAUGUAUUUGCAAAUCAUUGCUCUAACAACGACAUGGCGGAUGAUGACGAGAUAGGUGCAGAGUCAAGCCAUGCUAGAAGUCAUGAUGGGACAAAUUUUUUUGAAUUAAUGCAAGAUGGACAACAAAGUUUAUAUGAAGGAUGUGAUAAAUAUUCGAAACUUUCAUUCUUGGUGAAGUUGUGUCACGUCAAAUGUCUAUACAGAAUAAGUGACAAAGCUAUGUCCCCGAUACUAGAGUUGUUAGCAGAUGCAUUUCAACAUGCUAAAAUUCCAAAUUCAUUCUAUGAAGCCAAAAAAUUCAUUAACAAGCUUGGUCUUCAUUACACCAAAAUUGAUGCUUGCCCGAAUGAUUGUAUGCUGUAUGUUGGAGAAGACAAAGAUAGAGAUUCUUGUAAGAAAUGUAAGACAUCAAGAUGGAAGCCAAAAAAGAGAAAUAGAAUUGGUGAUGAUGUUGCUCUUAAUAAGCGAAAGAAGAUUCCUGCAAAGGUGUUAAGGUAUUUUCCUCUAAAGCCCCGAUUACAGAGGAUGUUUUUAUCAUCUAAAAUAGCUGAGCAUAUGAGAUGGCAUGCAUCAAAAAGUACGGAUGAAGGCAUGUUAAGACAUCCAAGAGAUUCUGAAGCAUGGAAGAAAUUUGACCUUAUGCACCCUCAAUUUGCCUUAGACCCUCGAAAUGUGAGACUCAGUUUGGCUACUGAUGGGUUCAAUCCAUAUGGAAACUUGAGCACCAAUCAUAGUAUUUGGCCAGUUGUUCUCAUACCAUACAACCUUCCUCCUUGGAUGUGUAUGAAACAAAGUUCAUUCAUUCUCUCCAUGAUCGUUCCUGGAAAACGAGCACCAGGCAACAAUAUUGAUGUUUACUUACAACCAUUAAUAGAAGAGUUGAAGGAGUUGUGGAACACUGGCAUCAAAACUUUUGAUUCAUAUNGGAAUGAAGUAUUUGAUAUGCGUGCAGCCAUAUUGUGCACUAUUAGUGACUUUCCGGGACUUGGAACCUUAUCUGGGUGGAACACACAUACAUGA
Messenger RNA from Vigna radiata var. radiata (mung bean), 1335 nucleotides. RefSeq lists its product as uncharacterized. Bases 1 to 1335 code for a protein of 444 amino acids. The transcript has a single exon. The record is from RefSeq and is a predicted model, not a curated record. Lineage: Eukaryota; Viridiplantae; Streptophyta; Magnoliopsida; Fabales; Fabaceae.